Molecule: messenger RNA, 1227 nt
Organism: Plodia interpunctella (Indianmeal moth)
Lineage: Eukaryota; Metazoa; Arthropoda; Insecta; Lepidoptera; Pyralidae
Gene: DnaJ-13
Product: dnaJ-like protein 60
Exons: 8
Coding region: 361-1086 (241 amino acids)
Source: RefSeq, a predicted model, not a curated record
UUCUCAUACGUGUGGGAUGCGAGGAGCUCGUGUAAUCUAUUUUAAAUUGAUAGAAGGUCGACCAUCGAGAGGUACACCAGUUGCGUCGAGCGAUGCUAACUGUGUAUGCCUCGAAAUGUUCUGGAGAGCUGAUGAUGCUGCUACAGACAGACAUACAAAUGUAUGUAGAUCAGAUUUGGGUCGAACUGGGGGUGAAAAUUGGCCCAAAAUAAUGUUGAAUGUGUGACCCGCAGCAGGAAGAAACGAAUCGAAGCUAAACGAAUUAAUCGAUUUGCCAGUUUGGCCCGCAAAAAUCAUUAUGAUGUCCUUAACUUGCGUAGAAACUGUUCCGACAAAGAAAUCAAAGAUGCUUUUAUACAGAUGAGUAAAGAGUUUCAUCCUGAUAAAAACAAAGAUGCAAGAGCUCAAGAAAAAUUUGUCCGUAUUGUGGAAGCUUACAAUGUUUUGGGGAAACCUUGCAGUCGAGCACAGUAUGACAGCACUUUUGCAAUGGAGUCAUACCGCACUACACCAUAUACACCAUACACAGCAUACACUUAUAAAAGAUACAACAACUAUGGUGCCAAUCCCCAGUACAGUAACUUCUAUCAAGCAACACAAGGUAAAAGUAAAAAAACAAAUCAGCAAGCAAAAAGUCAUGCCAAUACGACCGCAGCAGUCAACAGAAAAGUACCAAACUACGUCAUCAUUAUGGUUUGCUGUGGCAUUACUGUUGUCGGAGCUAUACUGCAAGGAUUUGUUAUUAGAGAAAUGUACAUGGUACAUAGAAAACAAACUCAAGAAAAGUCAAAACGCUUAGCAGAAGAGCUGGAAAAAGUGAGAGGUAGCGCCCGCAGUAAUGGAAAUGAGUUACAAACCCGUUUAUUACUGGAAAAGAUUGUGGCAGCAGCUAACCCCACUGUGGCCACGGCUUCGCUCGGUCAGACGCUGGCAGAAGAAAAAAAAGGCUACGAUGUGCAACUGGUCUCUGAAGAUGAAGUUGCUGACGAGUCAGAUUGGUCAUACAACGAAUUUAUACUUGCCCAUUUAAAGGUAACUUGCUAUUGGAUAGUUUUUAAUUUGUCACGUCAAUACGUGACAAAUUAAAAACUAUCCAAUAUUAUAUUAAUAUAGCGCUUGGUUACCUUGUUGAAUUGAGUUAAUAACGAAUGAGACUAGAUAAAUCAUCCCGGAUUUUGACUUUGUGUAGGAUGUGAUUUCAAUGCCUUUUUAUAUAAGUCGCAUAAG